Molecule: messenger RNA, 1264 nt
Organism: Dermacentor andersoni
Lineage: Eukaryota; Metazoa; Arthropoda; Arachnida; Ixodida; Ixodidae
Source: RefSeq, a predicted model, not a curated record
CUUGUCAAGCUGGCAGGAUGGCUAAACCACCGCUCCUACCCUUGCAGGCAUGGCCGUGGAUUAUUGCCGUGAUUUCUUCGAGCAACGUACACGAGCAGUUUACACCCUUGCUGAAUCAUCUGGGAAACAAGGCAUCUGACAGCUCAUUGGAUGAUCUUCGAUGGACGACGGUGACGUCAACAACCACAAGCCUACUAAAGAACCGACACGACGAUGGGCACAGCAGAGGGCACGGCACUUGUCAAGCUGGCAGGAUGGCUAAACCACCGCUCCUACCCUUGCAGGUUGGUGUACAAACGUAUGCAGUUUGUUGCAAAAGCGACAAGAUUCUUGAUUGUAGUGCCGUGCCCUCGUAUGUGUUGGUCUAUUGUGGUGGACUGUUGGUCGACAUUAUUGCUAUUGUUAACUUCAGGGGAUGUAGAGGAAAACCCGGGCCCGAAGACGGCUGAAUUGUUACAACAAAUUUUGGAUAAUCAGAAGGAAUCUGAUGACAAGAUGAACACGAUUAGAAAAGAAGUCGCUGAACUUAAUAUGAAGACUGAAAGAAUGAACAGGCAUCUCAUGGCCAUGCAGGAAAUGCAAAUGAAAAUUGAGAGACUAGAAAACAUAGUCCAACAACAAGCUGAACGACUAGUGGAUUAUGAAAAUAGAAGCAGAAGAAAUAAUCUGCUAAUUUUUGGUGUUCCCGAGGCCAGAACUGAGACGGAAACAGAUCUGCGGAAAGUUGUCGUAGAUAACAUUGUCAGAAGCUUGUUGGGGGUAGAAACUAAAUCGAUAGAAAGAAUUCAUCGCAUUGGUAAACAAAGCGAAGGCCGGGUAAGACCAGUCAUUAUGAAGUUCAUGGAUUAUCGCGAAAAAGAGAAAGUAAUGCGCAACUGUAAAAAACUAAAGGGCACUUCUUUCAGUAUCAAUAAUGACUACUCAAAAGAGACCGUUGAUCUCAGAAAGAAAUUAUGGGAAAGUAGUGCGCCGGACCGAGCUAAGGGGGCACGGGUAUCACUCGUGUAUGAUAAACUAAAGAUAAAUGGACGCAUGUUUGUUUGGGAUCAAGAGAAAAAUGAACGGCGUCUGUAUAAAAGCCGGAGUGACAAGAUCGAUAAAGACGUAACAACCCCAACAGCAAGUGCGCAUGACCGGCAUGAAUCCUUUGACUCGGAUAGUUCUGCCAGCAGUUCAAGAAAACCGCCCCACUCAUAGCUACGAAUUCUUGUGCAAAAUGCCCGUAGCAUCGUUAAUAAAGUCACAGAACUAGAAUAUAUUCUAC